Molecule: messenger RNA, 2573 nt
Organism: Rhinolophus ferrumequinum (greater horseshoe bat)
Lineage: Eukaryota; Metazoa; Chordata; Mammalia; Chiroptera; Rhinolophidae
Gene: BLOC1S3
Product: biogenesis of lysosomal organelles complex 1 subunit 3
Exons: 2
Coding region: 368-970 (200 amino acids)
Cellular component (GO): BLOC-1 complex
Source: RefSeq, a predicted model, not a curated record
CUGGUUACAUGUGACAUAACUCCUUUUUAAAAUCCCUAUUUGUCCACUUGCCUCGCGGCACAACCCGGAAGCGUCAGCCUAACCGCUUCUCUAUUGGCCUUAGCUCCACUCACGUGACUCCACAUCCUCCGUCAAAGCUGGUUCUGAAGACCUGCUUCCUGGUUGGAAGCCUAGCGGCCCAUGGGAUUGGCCAACUACGGCCCAACCUGCUGCCCUAUUGGUUGGGGUUGCCAUCCUCCUCCCUGCGUACGGACCUCGCACUUGACUGGGUAACGGAUCUUGCAGGCUCGGAGCUUCUGCGACGCGGUAUGAUAUCGCUACUUCCCGCCCCCACUAGUACACCCUCUCCAGAGUCCAGCUCGGCGCCAUGGCGUUCCAGGGUCGUCGGCGGAGGCCGCCGCCGAGACCCGAGACUGUAGUGCGAGGUGAGGCGGCCGAGACAGACUCGGAGCUGUCUGCGUCCUCAUCGGAAGAGGAAGAGCUGUACCUGGGGCCCUCCGGUCCGACCCGCGGUCGCCCCACGGGGCUGCGGGUGGCCGGGGAGGCCGCCGAGACCGACUCGGACCCGGAGCCGGAACCGACGGCCGCGCCGAGGGACCUGCCUCCUCUCGUAGUGCAGCGGGAAACGGCCGGGGAGGCCUGGGGAGUGGAGGAGGCCCCGGCGCCCGCUCCAGCGCGCUCGCUGCUGCAGCUCCGGUUGGCAGAGAGCCAGGCGCGGCUGGACCACGACGUGGCGGCCGCUGUGAGCGGCGUAUACCGCCGCGCGGGCCGCGACGUGGCCGCCCUGGCCGGUAGGUUGGCGGCCGCCCAGGCGGCGGGGUUGGCGGCCGCCCACAGCGUGCGCUUGGCGCGGGGAGACCUCUGCGCACUGGCUGAGCGCCUGGACAUCGUGGCCGGCUGCCGCCUGCUGCCCGACAUCCGCGGCGUGCCGGGGACUGAGUCCAAGCAAGACCCCGGACCUCGGGCCUAGCCAUGACCCACUCCCCGCCUGACUCUGAGCACUGGGGGCGGCCUUGAGACCUCUGGGACCUGGCUCUGUACCCCUUUUUGCUCCCUUCCCAUCUGGCUGUCACCCUCAGGGCUAACCCCACCCCCUGGAUAACGCCGUGUGUGCUGUGGGUGGGAUAAUGGUGCUCAGCCCCGCCCCUCGCAUCUGGUUCCUCCCCCUCGGCCCUGGCCCAGCUCCCUGGUUCUGAGUCUGUGUCUGAGGCUUGGCUCCAGCCUGUGGGUAAUUGUCCACUCCUUGAUCAGUCUCUACCCUGGGGGCUCACUGUGCCCCAUCUUUCCUUGUGCUCUGCCGUUCUGAGUUUGGUUUCUGCACGGAGCCGAUUCAGGUUCUUUCCGCAGGAGCCCCAGGGUCUGCAUAGAUUCUCUUGUACCUUCCAUCACCCCCUUGGCUCUGCCUCUAGUCCUAGCUACACUUCUGGAAUUUUGUCCCCCUAGUCUGGGCCCUUUUUCUGUUCUCCAGGCAUGGCCCUGGUUUCAGCUCCUAGUUCUAGUCCUUGCUCUGCCAUCUGUCUCCUCCACUGGCUUAGCUCCUCCCCCAGGUUUGAUCUCCUUUCCUGGGUCCAGUUGUACCCUUAGGAUUGGUUUUGCUUCUUUUUGCUGUUCCCAUCCUGCUUAUACUACCUGCCUGAUCCUGGGCUCCAGAGACCCCCCUACAGUUUCCUUCAUCAGGCCCAAGAUGGGGCCCAGAUGCAAGAGGCCCUCCUCCCCACUCUUCAGGCCCAAGAUGGCAUCGCCUCCAGAUCCAAGUAAAUGUGUCUUCCGCACCCUCCAGGCCAAGGUGGCACUUUGUGCUCAAGCUCCAGAUACAAGAUGAGCCUCUUCCUGACUCUCCAGGCUAGUAGUGGCACUCUUCAGGCACUUAGGGCCCAAUACAGCCUGCGUGGCACUUUGGGAGCAGUGUGACACCUCUUUGCAGAUAAGUACCACACAUGGUGUUUGCUCACUGUGUUGACCCCUGGAUGGUAAGAGGACUUGGAUUUCUGGCUCAGCCCAAGGUACGGGGUUAAUUCCUUUUGUGUGCUCAUCACCUGCUCCUCCUGGUCCCAGCUGUAGCCCCAGUCCCAUUCACAUUUAUUCCCCUCCCCACUCUUCUCCGAACCUGAAGCUGAGUUGAGCCCCCAGGAUGGAGAAGUGGAAAAGCACUCUAUGGCAUAUUAAUUAAAAUGCAAAAUAGUUACUGAUAUGGUCAGUUCCUCUUGUUUCCCACCUAAGCUGGGGGUGGUUUGGUUGGUGAUUUCUCUAAGAAUGGGGCUCCCAAGACAGGGAUCCUUCCUGCCUAGCUUAUUGAAGGUGAAGCUGUAGCUGGAAAUCAGGGCCCCUAAAAUGAAUGAGAAGUGGGCUACCGAUGAGAAAGGGUUUAUUACUUUCCUAGACGCUGCAUAUGGGUUCUGCACUUAGUAGUAAUCCAACUCCAUUUGUAUGUGAGGCCCAAAGACUAAUCAGGACAUGUUUUAAGUCCUCUUCAGAUGAAUUUAAAUCAAGAUGGCUCUCCAUUAGGGAAAGUGGGAAGUUUGAAGUUUGAUCUGAGGGUAGGGACAUAAAAAACAUUUUAAAAAAUUACACUG